UACAGGUUUAUUUGUUUACUUCAGUGAAAAUAGUGAAUUCUUAGUGUCUCCACGAACUAUUUAAUCCGUGAAAUAUUACACAAUUUUAAAUUCCACCAUGAUACUUCCACUCUUCAUUCCAAUCUCGUCCUCGUUCAAUGUCUCUCCCCAAUUUACGGCGUUUUCGAAACAACUCGUCGUCAACUCCAGCAUUCUCUGCAUAUUCAUCAGUUGUCUCUCAAUGAUGUCGAACUUCGCAGAAUACAUCGUCGCUGGAAUUGAUGGAACCAGCGGCGCAAGCCUGAUGUACUUAUUCUUCACUGGACUUGUAUUCUUCUCUUUCAUGAACAUCUUGGCAGUUUACAGAGACAGCCAAAUGAUACACUACUUCUCAUUUUUUCUUUGGUUUCUCAUUAUACUGUUCUGGUUUUCUAUGGUAGCUUUGUUAUAUUCUGAUCGAGCCAUGAUUCCAGACCUUUGUAUUAACCACAGAUGUCCUGAUUCUUUCUGGCUCAACGACUGGUACUGGAGGUCCUUCCCGAUGAGGAAUUCCUCUCUAAAUGUGACAACUUUCGGAGACUCAUACCUUGUGAACAACUCUACCUCCUCCUCGAGUAGACAGGAAGCGGACUUUUGGUACUCCCUUGGCUCACUUUUAAUCUGCUUCAGCUUCCUGCUCUAUCUGGCUCUGCUAGGCAGUCUUGUUUGGAACCAUUGCUCUGCUGUCUGUGCUGCUAGGAGAGCGGGCGGCCAGACUCCAGUAGGACCAGGGGGAUACUUGUAUGUCGUCGAACUUAGAAGGCGCAGUACAAUUGAUGAAAGUAAUAACCCCGCGACUUCUGCAGUACAGAAUUCGCAAAGGAAUCAAGACAACCAGACUGUGUCUCCAACUGGACAGAAUCAGCAAAAGAUUUCAGCAAACAAAAUUGACACACAAAAUGGUCCUAAAACUACUAUCGCUAUUAACAGUGGUUGA
This is a messenger RNA of Macrosteles quadrilineatus (aster leafhopper), 955 nucleotides long. RefSeq lists its product as uncharacterized. Bases 98 to 955 code for a protein of 285 amino acids. The record is from RefSeq and is a predicted model, not a curated record. The transcript is spliced from 2 exons. NCBI's taxonomy places the organism in Eukaryota, Metazoa, Arthropoda, Insecta, Hemiptera, Cicadellidae.